UGCUUCUGCAAUCAUACAUCGCCACCCUCCUUCCAUCAAAAAAGAAAGAAAGAAAAACCCCUCUGGAUCAAUCGAUAUGGAAAAUCGUUUCAAGAUAAGAAUCUCUCGCAUGUUUCGAUCCUCGUUUAGCUCCUGUCGGACCCGGAACAUCUCCGAUGUCAUUGAAAAACCCGUUUUUUCACCUCAAAACCACAGCGGCUUCCACUUGGUGGAGCCAUUUUCGUCGCCGCCGCCACCCAAGGCUCGAUCUUUCCCUUCCAUCUCUAAACCAAGAGGCUCCAUAAAUCCUCCCGGAGAAGAUCUUCCUCGACGUAAAUCGUCAGCUCGUUACCCUCCUUUCAUAGUCUCCGCCGCAGAUUUUCACAGCCGAAAGUGCCCGCCGCCUGCCGCCACUGCAAUGCCGUUGAACAUCUUCGACGACUGUAAAGACUUUGAUUUCUACGAGAUGAAGAAGAAGAAGAGCAUACCCAGAAACAAAAACAAGAAGAAAAAGAAGAAUAACCAAAGGGUUCAUGCUAAAACCACGUGUAUGUCUUCCACUGCCGUAUCUUUCAGCUCAUCAUCACAAGAAAGUGCCAAUAGUAGUAAUAAUAAUAAUAGUACUUACUACGGUGGGUGGUGGAUUGGCAGUGAAGAUGAAACGGAGACUCUUUUCUCUUCAAGGACUCGCUCGUCGGAUUCAUCAGAGUCUCACCGACAACAUGCCAAUUACCAGAAAACGUGCAAAACUCGUCGGAGAAGAGCUAAGAACCGGGGAAGCGAAACGCGGAUGAAGGUUUUACCGCUGGAAGAAACCGAUAAAGUCAAAGAUAACUUCGCGAUUGUGAAAAGUUCUAGCGAUCCCUUCAACGAUUUCAGGACAUCAAUGGUGGAAAUGAUCGUCGAGAGACAGCUAUUUACAGCUAAAGAUCUCGAGCAAUUGUUGCAGUGUUUUCUGUCACUCAACUCCCAUCACCAUCAUCACAUAAUCGUCGAGGUCUUUACAGAUAUUUGGGAGACUUUGUUCGCUUGACCGAUCUUGAAAUGCAGAACAACAAAAAGUGAAAACUUUGCUUGUUUUCCCUUUGUUCAUUUUAGUUAGAUUUUAGAGUUCUAACUCAGAAUUAACGCUGUUAAUUAAUGCGGUAGCCUUUUGAAUGCAAUCCCAUGUUAUUAUCCAAAACAAUUUGUGUUCUGUUCUUCUUGUAUGUUCUGUUCUGCCUGUUUCAAAAAGUAC
Hibiscus syriacus is the source of this 1216-nucleotide messenger RNA. RefSeq names its product transcription repressor OFP8-like. The record is from RefSeq and is a predicted model, not a curated record. Gene Ontology annotation, biological process: negative regulation of DNA-templated transcription. Lineage: Eukaryota; Viridiplantae; Streptophyta; Magnoliopsida; Malvales; Malvaceae. Bases 77 to 1012 code for a protein of 311 amino acids. The transcript has a single exon.